Molecule: messenger RNA, 846 nt
Organism: Cryptomeria japonica (Japanese cedar)
Lineage: Eukaryota; Viridiplantae; Streptophyta; Pinopsida; Cupressales; Cupressaceae
Exons: 1
Coding region: 1-846 (281 amino acids)
Source: RefSeq, a predicted model, not a curated record
AUGGUGACCUUUUGCUGCUGUAGAUCUGUGAAGGACUUUCAUCCUAGACCUUUGCAACCCGCCGAGUCAUAUCAACAUAUGAAGAUAAUCUCCGGUAGGAAGUCUAGAUUUAAAGCAAAGAGUAUAGUUUCUGAUGGUUUCCCUCCUCUGUUCUUGCGUAGGAAGCAUCGGAUUAUGGUAGCCAAAGACAUGUGUGGUAAUCAUCGCAGACUUGCUCAUGUUGGAGGGGAAAAUCCUGAGCUGAGAGCACAACUUCCCCCUUUUGAUUUCCCUUUGUUACAGAGAAGGCCCCCAGUUGUUAUAGUUGGGGAGUGGUACUGCCCCUUUAUCUUUAUCAAUGAAUUGGGUACCAGAUUGAAGGAUCCUCAGAUUCAGGUCAUGGAGUGUCCCUUCUACAAGAUGGAUCUAGAAAAGUUCUGGGAAGAGAUAUAUUCUACUGGAGGCGAGAUAUAUUCUACUGGAGGCGUGACAGAAAAAUAUGUUGAUGUGGAGAAAAGCUUAAUGGUUGAAGAAGUGUUACUGUUUGGAGAAGAGGAAACUGAGGAGAUUAGAGAUACUGAUGGGAGUGUUUUGUUUAGAGGUGUGGGGAAGCAAUCAAGAAGGGGUGUUGGUGUGAAGCUUAGCUGGCCCAUCAUUGCCAAAAUGAGGGCGGAUCAAGAAAGAUAUGGAUUAGAAGGAGUAAGAGAUGUGAGGGUGAAGAAAUCCUUUAGUAGCAAUGGGAUGGCAAGAAAAUUUUCUUGUUAUGUUGUAGUGGAAAGAUAUGUAUUGAAAAGAAUGGACGGGAGCGUUGCUCUUACUUAUUCUUUCAGAAAUUCGAACCAAAUCCAGGGGAAGUGGGAAGUAUGA